GUGCUCACCAGGUCCGGUGUGGCUGACUCGUCAACUUGGAGCCAGUGCACGCCCGGCUGCCGACACGAGCGGAUGUGCUCGAUACGUCCCUCGAACAUUCAAUUCCACCUCCCUCUUCCUCAACUUACCACCACCCCAAUCCACCGAUAAACAACAAUUCCUCAACCCAACAAUAAACAAUUGGUGCGGCCAGUAUCGAGUAAGACACCCGAAAACGUUAAAAUUGCCCCUCAGUGUAUCAAGUGUAAACAAAAUAAACUCCAAUGCAUGAUGAAAAAUACUGACAAUAUGCAGAAAUGCUGACAACCCAGUGUACCCAAAAUAGAGAAUAAAUGGUAUUAAAUAUAUAAUUAUUUGAUAGAGGUGAGGAUGGACUGGGAGGGAGUGCUGGAAAUUUAGUGACUGAUGUGAAACAAAAAACAAUCGACUGAGUGAUGAGUUAUUUAUGGUUUGUGGUGAGGGAAUAGAUUUGGUGAAUUUAGUGAUGGUCGUCGGGUCGUCAGAGCGCCGCCGUCACUCGGUGAUUGUGUAUGUGUGGUUUACUCUAUCUUCAUGCGCCACUCUGCAGUAGAUACGUACAACCGCGCACCGGUUGCCAUAGUAGCGCGCGUGGCGAUCAGCUGAUCGUGCUUGCAAUCGAGCGUCAGUUGUUAGUUGUUCUCGUUACGCUUGGUUGUGACAUUUUAAUCGUCCGUUGUAAAUAUUCCGCGAGGAAUGAACUCAUCGGUUGAAUCCACUCGGUGCGUUUAAUCAUUGAGAUGCUUCGGUUUUUUUCGUGCUAAUGUGUGUGAUUGACCCCGGCGGAAUAAUCGCUUCUUAUUUUUUUAUUUAUUUUUUUCUUUUAUCGCUUAAAGUUCAUCGAUCCUCGGGCAUAUAGUCAGUCUGUCUCUUGGGGGUUAUGAAUAUGCAAGUGAUCGUUCGAAUGACGAUGUGAAAACUCUUCUCGUGAAAAUUCGGCGACAUUCGGGGCUGUUGUGAUUAUCGGUGGAUUCAUUUGUUUUUCUCGGAAGGGUCGGAUGGAUUUUGUGGUGUGACCAGUGUUGUCAGUGAUUGGCUGCUGGAGAAGUAUCGAGCUGUUGUGCACCGACGAUUUACUGUGAUAAUUAAUUCAUUAUUGUACGCUCAAUCUGCUGAUUGCCUUCGUCAGUUGGAUUAUUGCUCGGAUGGGGCUGUCCUGAGGCGGAUACCAGUUUUGGACGAGAGACAGUAGGUCGGGCGAGUUGAACGGGCCAGUAUUGACGCCAGUAUGUCAACCAGAUGCCAGUAAACAGCAGUAUAACCGAAUAAUCUAAAAAUAAAAAAAUAAAUCUAAAUAAUCAAGCAAAUCCAUAAAUAAACGACCACCACGGAAAUUGAAAAUUAUAGAUAAUAAUGCUACCUGCGUCGGAGAGACAACACGUAUAUCUACACCCAGAGGGCAAGUGAUUUAUAAUUGAAUGGUGCGCGUAUACGUUCUCUUGAAUUUAACCGAUCGGACAUUGAACGGCAUUCGUCGUGCGCGCAACCGGAACGAGUGUACACCGGUUGUCGAUUGAUUUUCCCUAACUGUGUCUGUAUUAACCGAUGAGAAUUCCAUUAAAUCGGUGGUAAAACAUUGAUACGGAUAUAUCGAACACGGUGAAAUAACCCAGUGAGGAUUUUACAAUAGUUUUAAUAUCGAGCCAAGUGAAAUUAGAGUUAUUAUCAACGGAGUACAGCCGUUUUGGGGCUGGUUACGCUGACUUACAUCGGGAGCGCCAACCUGCAAUCAAGGUUCAUGGUUUUCAUGGAGGAGAGCGAGCUCUCGAGCAAGCGGUGGGCGAGUGCGCCCCGCCGUCCAGACAGCCCCUGCAUCCUGGGGACACCAACGUCUAGAGAGGCGGCGGGACCGCCAGUUCAGUUAGAGCCAGUGGAUCUGUCGGUAAAGACACCGGUGGUGCUGCAGGUGCCACGUUACAGUCCAGCAGCAGCAUUAAUUACCACAACGAGAAGAAUUCCAUCGCCAUCUACAACACCCACACCGCUGGCAAUGCCGAUCUGUCCGUCAACCGUGUCUCCUGCACUUCCUCUGGUGGAUGUUGUACGGGGGCGAGAGCACGAGAGGGAGAGCAAGAGGGAGCACAUAUGUGAUAGGGAAUCCCAUCAGUCCGGACAGAGAGACAUCCGAGAAACCAGGGAGAAACACAGGGACAGACUGCGGGAACGAGAACGAGAACGAGAUCGUGAACGGGAACGUGACGUAUCCGUCUGCGGAAUUGAACCACCCGAUCCCGUUUUCGUCUCCUCCUCAGCUGCUCUCCUCGCACUCCAGAGGAUAAAGGAGGCGUCGCUGGUAUUUCAUAAGCGGCCAACGCUGACACCAGGAAUUGGAUUGGGUGGACGUGGUAACAGCGGGGUUACUGGUAACGGUGGUAGUCUUGGUGUUGACGCUGACUGCGGUGAUGCCCUCAAGCGGCGCAAGGUCCACAGGUGCGAUGUCGCCGGAUGUGACAAGGUCUACACCAAGAGUUCACACCUCAAGGCCCACAAGAGGACACAUACCGGUGAGAAGCCGUACCAGUGCACGUGGGAGGGCUGCACGUGGAAAUUCGCCCGCUCUGAUGAGCUCACACGGCAUUAUCGAAAACACACGGGACAAAAACCAUUCAAGUGCCAUUUGUGCCAGAGAUCAUUCUCCAGGAGUGAUCAUCUGUCACUGCAUAUGAAGAGGCACUGACCGAUGUACCAUUAUAAUGGUAUUCCUCUGUAUACUCGACAUUUCGUAUACAUCACGGGAGAGCUCAUGCUGGACAAGUUGACGAUUUACAUUCGGGACCUGAGAAUAACAUUUUUUUUCUUUCUCUCAAGUUAAUUGAGGAUCUACGAUGAUAAUAGGUGACAAAUUUCAAAACCGAUAAAUUCAAGUUCAAUAGGAUUUUAGGGCUUGCCUAGGUUAUUUGCGGUUAGAGGAUUCCCUCGAGAUCGUUCAUUCGACUCGAUUAUAUUCGUAUUUUAUUUAUAAAUCAUAUUUAUAUUUUCUUCUCUCGCGGUUUUCACGUAAGGCCAGCUCAACUAGUCUAGAGCAAUUUUAUCAAUCUUAAUGUUAGGGUGAAAUGGAGCCAGUAAAACGUUUAAUUUUAAGAUUUAUUCUCUAUGAUUUUUAUUGUUUUUAAAGAGAAAAAAAAACAUUAGUAUUCUCCGUUAUCCGGAGCUUGGGACUUAGCAUGCUCAGUUAAAUAAAUAACACAAAUCGUGAUCGCGUACAUUAAUCGUCACUUUUUAUCGGUAUCGAUCGGUAUCAAUUGAUGAGUAAUAUCGACAACUUUGACAAGUUCAAUUAAUGAAAAAAUGAGAAUUUCGCGUUUGGUGGAAGGACAAUCAUACCCUACUGUUGAAUUCACUAAUGAAUUUAUAGAAAUUCUGAAAGUAUUAAGGAAAUGCAUCAUUUCUUGUUGAAAUAAAGUGUGUAAUGAGCCGUUAAUGGCGAGCGAUAGUAUUUUCUAGUAAUAAUUUAGGGACAAUACCACACUUUUACCGAAAUUUGCGUGAAAGGUGCCAAAGUAAAAGACGCGCAAACCCCUUCUCACACAGAGAAAAAACAUCCAUAGACCUUUUCUCGUAGAACUUUUUACUUUAAUCGAUAUGAAAAAAAAACCUUGGCUGAUACGAAAAAUUACUAUACUUAUUUCUAGAAAAUAAACUUAACACUAGAAACUUCCUCUCUAGAUUCAUCGAAUAAUUUCAUCAUCACAAAACAUUUUCUCCGUAAAAUUCAAAUUCAGAGUAUUUUCCUGAAACUAAUGAAUCUUUUUUCUCUGUGCACCAUAAACAAAUCUAACUCUCUCACGAUAAAGAAUCUCGCCGUUGUUUCCUUUUCUCAUCACUGUUGAAGAUUUCAUCACAGAGCAAUCAAAAGUUGAAAGAAAAAAUCAUUCAAAUCAAUUCAACACUGCCCUAGAUCAUUCACAAGAGAAUGCUCUACAACUUUUACCUUUGAAAACGCCUAAACACGCUUUCAAAAUGAUUAAUCGAUGCCACAAUUACUCCCGAUGUUAAAUGAAAUCGAAUUGCUCGUAAUCACGCUCGAAAGAAUACAAAAAAGUGAAUGAGGAUGCUUCAACUGCUUCUGCUCAUUAUUUUCGAGGCUAACCAUUCGAAGUAAAGAAGAAACAAAAUCUAGAUGUACUCAUGAAUUCAAAAAAAAAAAUCAGCGAUAAAGAGAAACGCAAAUCGAGGCGGUAACACUGGAAACUUUCUCUCGUCAAGCACGACAAUACACAAGUAAUAUGUCUGAAGUAUAUAAUAAGUUUUAAUGGUGGUUAUUCGAGACAAGACGCAAAGAGAUGCCAGUACACAACCAGUGUUCCUCUUUCCCUUCAAUGUUUUCCCCUCCAACCUGACAGAUUCACGCGGAAUUAUCAAACGAAUUAAUCAUUGUUAAAACGUUACAUCUGGUUAGAUAAUGUAACUAGUGCCUUCUCUAAUCGUCGUUACGUGAAUCGUCAGUACGUGUUGAGGAAAUAUUUCCCAGGAAAAACAGCGAAAUGAAAAAAAAAAAAAAACUGCUAGUGCCUUAUCAAUUAUCAAUUAUGCCAGCACUUGAUAAAUAGGGAACAGUGCGUUGAAAGAUCUAGGCAUUUAAUUAUUCAAUUCGGUGCUACAUUUUAUUUUAUCGAAUUGCCUUAGGUGGGACCACAAGUGUUUGAGGUGUGGAGGGUCGUGGUCUCCCACAUCCGUCCAAAUCUGUGAAAGAUAACAUUUUUACAUUCCCCCGAUGCAUUCCAAAAAGCAGCGAUUCACGCUCAUCGCUUCGUUUAGCAAACACUUGGCCUCUGACCUCGUCCAUCUGUUUAUCUCCUUUAUUCUCCUAAGGACGUGUGACAUUUUACCACAUGCGUAUCCCCUAGGUCAACGCUUUCAACUAGACAAGUGAAAAAAAAAAUGAAAAAAAAAGGAUUUAUCGUGAUUAAUGCUCGGCGGACGAUGAGAAAUUAGGUUCGCACAAAAUCAAAGACAGGGGAGAGCAUGAGGUAGUUUCUCAUGGUAAUGUCCCAUUGAAUUUUUCCGUAACCGUAGAUGGGUGAUUGAAUGGGUGAGGAAGUGGCUGGAGGAACUGUUGAAUGUGAACGGUUUUUCUUUGAAGGCCCCACCCAAGGAAAUUAGCAUUUCAAGUGCCUUAAGAGACGUUAACCGGCACUCAACUAAUCGAGGUUACGCAGUCAAUUAAAUGAAAACGUAGAUUAAUAGAAAUAAAAAAAAAGAAAAAGAAAAGAAGUUGGUUCAGAGGACAAUUAAAGCUCAUUAGCUCGUGAAUUUGUUGUAGAAUUCGUAACGAGUUUGCUCUGUUUAGCUUGUACCGAGGAUAUAAUUCAUUCUCACUCGGGUUAUGAUAGCAGCAGAUGAUGGAGUAUUUUGUAUGAAUGUCUGGGGCCAGUGGAGGUAUCUAAUUUUUAGUCGGCUAUAUCCAUUUUUUUCUUUAUUCACGUAGAAUCGAUACAAUCGAUACAAUUGAUCUGUGCCUCGCGGUUAAUGCGAUAUGUCGCGAGUCUACGCGGAAAACGCGGCCAGUAACACAUAUUAAAUGACAGAACAGAACAGACCGACAGGUAUUAAACAGGUAGGCACGCACACGCCCUUCCCUUUUUCCUGAAGCCUGACGACUAAAAAGGAAUGGACGAUUAAGUUUUAUCAGCCGGUUUAUGCCUAUUGAGAAAACACUGAAAUUGAGGGAAUGACGAGGGAAAUGCUGAAUGAAAACAAAAAUGGCCUUUAGUCUGUUUUCUUUUUCUUUUUGUUUUUUUUUUUUUACAAGUGAACAUUAGGGAAUAAGUAACUCGAGUUAUUAGGAAUGACGAAAAGAAAAAUCUAUAGCCCGUGUAAAUAGUCUGUAUAUGUUGGAUAAGGAGGAAUAUAGUUUCUUAAGGUAAUAGGAAAAAUAAGAUAAAUCGCACUAAAACGGAAUAUCGUUUGAGCCUACGAAUAAAUUACGUAAUCCGUAAGUUUCACUCUGAUAACCAAUGGGGGCCAGUAAUUAUCUCUUGGAUCUCGCACGGAUUUAUACAUACGCUCUGUGCGGUGCUGUGGUACAGUUUGAGGCGAAAGGGAAAUGCUCAUUAGGAUUCAAUGUACUUUUUCUUCUUAUGUACGGUUUUAUUUCUUUUUAUGGAUUUUUCGGACUGAUGGACGAAUCUUUGUGCCUAGCUCAUGGUAAGAUUAUUGGAUUAUUGGAUAUGGGUGGAAGUGUGCGCUCGAUCAAUUGUGAUAAUGAAAAUUAACGCGAAAUCUACUUGACGGCUUCGGUCGAUUUAUUAUUUACAUUAUUUAUAAUCGUUUUUAUCGACAAUAAAGAGGUACUCUUGAGUAAUUGUUAUGGGAUUGGGAGUUGAACAGUUCAAUUUGUCUCGGACUAAUGAUGCAAAUUCCGCACCGCUGCAAACUAUUAGGUUUUAAGGGUUAUUAUUGUAGGGCAUAGGCAUCAUAGGUGUAGAACAAUAAUAAUAUAUUGAAAGUGGAUAGGUUUCACGUAGAUGGUCACUGUAUAAAUGAAGGCAUUAUACAUCUUUUAAGGGUUUUUACACGGCGAAACUAUUGGUAGCUUUGUUUACUUCCUUCGAGAAUUUUUGACUACACGGGGAAAAGGUUUGUUGAUAUCACAGAAGACGUGUGUCGAGGAGAGGGGAGGAGCUUCUAGGCUCCAAAACUGGGGCUCUGCAUUGUUGGAAAAUUGCACUUGGAAUUCCACGUAAAAUGAAAUUUUUACAAAAUUUUUUCACCCCAUUCUGGUAAUUUGGAAUUCUCUUCGAAAAAUGGUGAAAAUUUCAAAUAUUUAAGCAAUAAUUUUUUAUUUUCUUGCAUUAUCGAAAUUAUUGUAAUUUAAUUUGAAUUCAUAUAAUUGGAAAUCCAGAUGACAUUAUUACUGAAUUUUAAAAAUUUUUUAACAGUGUGCCUAUAAAUGUAGUUUGGAGAUUUUAUAUUAAAGGAACUUCUUUAGUUAUUGAAAAACAUUCUCUUCAUCAAGAGAUCAAGAAACUUUUUCUCUCUACAUUCAAUGAGAGAAAAAAAAACGCGUCAAUGUUACGUAACUAAUUUCUUCAGCAUUAUUAAUUUGUUACAAAUGAGUUCGAAUGAUCCAAAACUCGAGAUUUGUCAACUAGGUGCAGCCAAUUGAGUUAAGAAGUUUUCCUAGUUCUUAUUUUCCUCUUCUGACCAACAAAAAAAUCUCAUUCACGAUGAAUUGAUAUAUUCAGCGAUAAAAUUCCUUUUGUGAUAUCAAGUAGUUUUUUAAAUCUCAGUGUAGGUUCGUGGUUCUGAUCAUCAGUUGUUGAAAUUCAAUAGAUAAUUUGAAAGAGAAAAUUGAUAACGAAGGAAGAAUAAUUUUACUGUACAUUUUGCGGUUGUAUCACAUUAUCACUCGUUACUGUAUAUCGAUGUCUUAUUUGUUCUUUCGUUUCGUAUUGGAGAUAAUUUAUUUAUUGAAAUGUGUUCCCCGUGACGAGGGAAUCAGACGGACACAAUAAAUUAUAUAUUGCACCCGAAAUUAUAUAUUUAUAUACAUUAUAAUGUAGUUGGAGGAAAAUUGGGAGUGUCCGAGGAAGAUAACGCACAAAUUUGUACCAUAGACGGGUGAGAGUCGUGGGGAUGUUUUAUUAUAUUAUUUGGUUAUUUCUGUGUGCAUGAAUUUGUGCAUUGCAAAAAUUAUUUAAUUCUUUACAGGAUCGACUUCGAUGUAAGCUUAUUGUAAUGAGCAAAUUGUUACAAUGGUGAUUGUUCAACAAUUUUCGUUCUAGACUACUACUGUUUAUUAUCCCCCGCUAUCAUCAAUCAUUAUUUGAAUUAUUUUAUUA
Messenger RNA from Fopius arisanus, 7802 nucleotides. Its product is annotated as Krueppel-like factor 3. The transcript has 7 exons. Lineage: Eukaryota; Metazoa; Arthropoda; Insecta; Hymenoptera; Braconidae. Gene Ontology annotation, molecular function: RNA polymerase II cis-regulatory region sequence-specific DNA binding; DNA-binding transcription factor activity, RNA polymerase II-specific. Gene Ontology annotation, biological process: regulation of transcription by RNA polymerase II. The record is from RefSeq and is a predicted model, not a curated record. The coding region runs from base 1757 to 2695 and encodes 312 amino acids.